Messenger RNA from Ustilago hordei, 405 nucleotides. RefSeq lists its product as uncharacterized. NCBI's taxonomy places the organism in Eukaryota, Fungi, Basidiomycota, Ustilaginomycetes, Ustilaginales, Ustilaginaceae. The coding region runs from base 1 to 405 and encodes 134 amino acids. The record is from RefSeq and is a predicted model, not a curated record. The transcript has a single exon.
AUGUUGUCCUCGACAUCAGCUCUCAUCUCCCGCGCCGGUCUCCGCGCUUCUGCACCAGUCGCACGACGAACAUUCGCCACAACACCUCGCGUCCUCUCUGCAAGACCAGACACAGUCUCCGGUUUCCGCGAUGACCACUCCCACAACCCUGUCCCCGGCGCCCACCCAUCGCCCGAAAUCAACAUCGCUCGCACCCGCUCAACCAUUCGAGUCCUAGUCCCAUCUGUUGGCGUCAUGUUCGCGUUCAUUGGCUGGUGGUUCUUCGGGCAUGAGGACCGGGCCCACCGCAAGGAGACCAUCGAUGUGGGCGCUGAUGGGUUCAACAAGUUGAAGGGUAGCAAGCACCGUGCUGCUCAACAGCUCGCUAAUGGGGAGAGGAACCCGGAUGGAUCCAAAGUCCUUUAA